Apis mellifera (honey bee) is the source of this 2381-nucleotide messenger RNA. Its product is annotated as WD repeat-containing protein 78. The record is from RefSeq and is a predicted model, not a curated record. Gene Ontology annotation, biological process: cilium movement. NCBI's taxonomy places the organism in Eukaryota, Metazoa, Arthropoda, Insecta, Hymenoptera, Apidae. The coding region runs from base 120 to 2354 and encodes 744 amino acids. The transcript is spliced from 4 exons. Gene Ontology annotation, cellular component: axonemal dynein complex. Gene Ontology annotation, molecular function: dynein light chain binding; dynein heavy chain binding.
GAUUAACGCCGUAUCUUACUCAAUUGUACAAUUACUUUUUAUCGACUGUGCAUUUAAUACAAUUCGAUCAAGUUCCAUAAUGUCAUAAUAGAGUACGUGGUGGAUACAAUUUAAAUAGAAUGAAAGCGGAUGAAUUAGAAUCCUUACAUCUUCCCUCGAGGGGUCAUAGUAGCAGAUUUGAAAGUCCAGUUUCAUCAAAAUUCAAGCUCAGCAGCACAGGAAAGACGCGAAAGAUUGCCGGCAAAAACCUAACCUCAGUUAUUUUACAAAAUCGUCAGAGUUAUCGCAUAAUAGAAGAUGAUGUCGAUGUUACUCCAAAAUUAUUAACCCAUCCAAUUUAUAGUUCAAUCGAUGAAAAGCAAAUAACUGCAUUUGAAACAAUUGGAUUGUCUCAAAUCGUCAGCAUCGGACAACUAUCUAUCAUUUCCGGUAUAAGAAGUGCAUCUGCAAUUAUCAGAGCAUCCUCGCUUCCUUCUGGCACUGUAGUAGCUGAGGAUGUAUUAUUUGAAAGUUUAUUAUCUACUCAAGUUGAUGAAUAUGUAUAUGAAAAAGAAGAAGCUCCUCCUCAAUUUUAUCUAUCUAGUGACGAUCCAAAUAUUUUCUUGACUCGACCUGAAACUGUAAAACUCUGUUUGAAAGAAACAGAGACCUUUUUUAUUUUUGGAUUAGAUCCUCGGGUAGCUGAUUUACAUACGCCGGAAGGUAUAAAAGUUCAAAAAGAAAAUGAGAAUUACGAAUAUAAAACAAUUGGACCUGGUUCACAUAGGAAAUUAGUAGAGAUUGAAACUCAAACUAUACAGAUACUUAUGAGAUCUCGAGGAACAUAUCUUUGUAGAGAAAGACGUGUAAAUGAGGGAAUGUUCGUAAAUAAUUGGGUGAUACAUGAUACAUAUGCUCAACCCGAAUUGAUACUCGAAAAAAAUGGUUUAUUUGUAGUACAUAGAAAAGAAUCUAUACAAAGGAUGCUAGAAGCGCAGAAUUUGAGAUCUAAAUUACCAAAGUCUGAAAUAAUCGAGAUGCCUACCCUUCUUCAAGAACAGAUAUAUAUAUUCCAACAAGAUAAUUUCCGGAAUGCUGUGCGAAUAAUGGAGAGUAUAAUAUCGAACAACAUUUUCAUUAAUGCUCAAAAACGUUUUACCGGUUUAAUCAAGCAAGAUCCAUGUAGCCUUGAUUUAGAAUUCACAUAUAGUCUGGAUCUUCUUUGGAUACAUAGCUCUGAAGAAACUUCGGGAAGACCAAUAGCUUCUUUGCGUUGGAAUUAUGUUAACAGAAGCAUUUUAGCUGUAGGAUAUGGAGCGCGAGAUAAUUCAGAAAUUAAAAAUGGCCUAGUUUUUCUUUGGUCUGCGAAAAAUCCUGGCAAUCCGGCACGUCGAUAUUUUUUCAAUAGUCAGGUAUCGGAUCUCGAUUGGAGUCGUGAUCGACCAAAUUUACUCGCUGUUGGCUUUUAUAAUGGCGAAAUCCUGGUAAUCGAUGUGAGUAAACCAGACCUCAAUAUUAUACGACGAAGUCAAAAGGAUACAGACUCUUCAAAUUCUCCGCACUGGCAAGUUCAAUGGUGGCCAGGUGAUGAACAAUACGAUUACGAAGAACAAAUUUACACGUGUAAUGAAGAUGGUUGCAUUUUCUGUUAUCGAUAUGUCGAAGAUUUUAUUUCGAUGACGAUUAUGAAAGUUUUUAGAAUAGAAGGAACAUUGCCAGGUGUUAAGAGAACUGUUCAAUGUGAUUUUUUUGGUGUAUCUAUUAGUCGAAGUCCUGGCGCAUUAGUGUUACAAAAGCAUCCUACUUUGAAUAAUAUCUAUUUUAUUGGCUCAGACGAAGGUUGUAUUUAUAAAUGCUCAACAAAUUAUUUAUAUCAAUAUAUAGAUAAUUUUCUAGCGCAUGAUGGACCAGUUUAUUCAAUGAUGUUUUCUCCAUUUUGUGAAAAAAUAUUUUUAACCUGUGGCGCUGACUGGUGUAUUCGAAUUUGGGCAGAAGGGCUAACAGACCCAUUGAUCACUUUGUCUACGACGAUGGCAUGCGUUCGAUAUGCAGUUUGGUCCCCAAUUCAUUCCACGAUCAUAGCGAGUAUCGUCAACAAUGAAAUCUGCAUAUGGGAUAUCAGACGGAAAAUAUAUAAACCUGCCUCGGUGACAAUAUCACCUAAUAGCGCUAGAUUCGUUAUGAUUGAUUUUACGGCGAAUGGUAACCAACUUGCAGUAGCGAAUAUAGAGGGUGCCGUAUUUUUAUAUAAUCUCGAAGGAAUGCCAUUUCCUCCGUAUAAUCAGCAACGUGUGUUGAUAGAUUCAAUCAAAAAAGCUCUGGUUACGAAACCAGUAAUUUUAAAAAACUUGAAGAAACUUGGAUCACCAUUUUAAAUAUAAUAUAAUAAAAAGAAAAUAAGA